CUUUGGUAACUUCACCAUCAUGCACAAACUGGUACUCUUCGUUGGUGUCUUAGUCUUGGUUUAUAACAGCGAGGCUAAAAGAUUUACAAGAUGUGAACUGGUACGGGAAUUGAGGAGACAAGGGUUCCCUAAGGAUCAAAUUAGAGAUUGGGUAUGUCUUAUCGAAAACGAGAGCAGCAGGUUCACGAACAGAGUGAGCAGGAUGAACUCAAACGGGUCUCGAGACUACGGUCUUUUCCAGAUUAAUGACAAGUACUGGUGCAACAACGGUCCCUCUCCUGGCAAGGACUGCAAUGUUAGAUGCAGCGAUUUGCUGACUGAUGACAUUACUGUGGCGGCGACUUGCGCCAAGAAGAUAUACAACCGCCACAAGUUCCGUGCGUGGUACGGAUGGCUUAAUCACUGUCAACGCACGCUUCCUAACAUCAUGUUCUGCUAGAUAUAUUAUUUUUAACUUUUUUGUAUCAUAUUAUAUUCGAUUCUAGACAUCUCCUUACGACCUACUUGAUCAUCAUUUUUUGAAACAUCCUUUACUAUAUCUUUUUGGUGGUGUGGAAGUGACAAAAGUGUUUUAGGAAAUAUGGUUUUGUUAUUUAUAGCGAUUGCUUUACUUGGUAUUCCGGAGCCUGAGUUCAUUCAUUAUUUUAUCUUGUUUAGGCACAAAACAAAAUUGUAGAAGGAGGACAAAAAAAUUUAUUUUUA
This is a messenger RNA of Manduca sexta (tobacco hornworm), 702 nucleotides long. RefSeq names its product lysozyme-like. The coding region runs from base 20 to 439 and encodes 139 amino acids. Lineage: Eukaryota; Metazoa; Arthropoda; Insecta; Lepidoptera; Sphingidae. The record is from RefSeq and is a predicted model, not a curated record. The transcript has 3 exons. Gene Ontology annotation, molecular function: lysozyme activity.